AUGGCCCGGUUCAGUCUCUCAUUCCUCUCUAUUUUCCUCGUCCUUGCGGUCCUCACUCUCUCCAUGCCCACCAAGCGUGAUGAGCAAGCCGCCGGUGAGCCGCUUGGCCUCGCUGGUACUGUUGGCAAUUUGAUUCAAUCCACCAAGUUGAUGGAUGGUCUUGACAAGGACAGCCAAAAGGAAAAAGCGGACAAGAAGGUGGCCCUGAAGGAGCAGGCCAAAGAGGAGGAGACCAAGGCCUAUGCGAAGAUGGCUGAGAAGAGUGCGGCUGCUGCCAACCCUACUCCCACUCCCACCCCUACCAAGAAGCUAUCCUCCGGAAAUUUUGUGACCCCAACUACUACUCCCACCCACAAGCCCACAUCUGAGCCCAACGCUUUGGGCAAUCUCCCCCUCAUCGGAGGUAUUCUCGGUGGUACCGGCGUCGGUCUCUGA
This is a messenger RNA of Penicillium crustosum, 435 nucleotides long. RefSeq lists its product as uncharacterized. Lineage: Eukaryota; Fungi; Ascomycota; Eurotiomycetes; Eurotiales; Aspergillaceae. Bases 1 to 435 code for a protein of 144 amino acids. The record is from RefSeq and is a predicted model, not a curated record. The transcript is spliced from 2 exons.